This is a messenger RNA of Quercus lobata, 1406 nucleotides long. Its product is annotated as Peroxisomal membrane 22 kDa (Mpv17/PMP22) family protein. Gene Ontology annotation, cellular component: cytoplasm; membrane. NCBI's taxonomy places the organism in Eukaryota, Viridiplantae, Streptophyta, Magnoliopsida, Fagales, Fagaceae. The coding region runs from base 138 to 1028 and encodes 296 amino acids. The record is from RefSeq and is a predicted model, not a curated record. The transcript has 7 exons.
AAGAGCACAGUGCCCAAGAGCCGCACUCCUAUCCUAUUUUAGUUGCGUAAAAAAAACCUCAAAGCCCAAAACCCACUGCACAGUCACACAGACUUUCCCACAACCCCUGUUUUUCUUCAAUCUUCACAGAAACAAAAAUGGUUCCAAACCCAGCAUCACUCAUCCGCAAAUCCCCACUCUUUUACAGUUUCAUGGGGUUUUCUCGCAGACCCAUUUCGCAUUCCACCCGAAUUCCCGUAAACCCAGUUCGGAUUAGCGGGUUUCGUCCCUGUUCUUCGUGCCACUCUUACUCUCACCCGUUGAAUUCUGGCCAUGGAGCCGAGUUUAAGAAUUUGGGCCGUUCUGAAAUGCGAUUUGGGCAACUGGGUUUUGAUCAUUUUCGAGUUUCUGCGGUUUCGGAUGGUGGGUCGGGUGGAUAUGGAGGUUCUGGUGGGAGAGGUGAAGGUAGUGGUGGUGAUGGUGGUGCUGGCAGCAGUGACGGUGGUGGUGGAAAUAAGUCUUUGCUAUCAUGGUAUUUGGCUCUUCUUGCGAAGUAUCCUGUGACAAUAAAAGCUCUGACAUCAGCACUUUUAACUUUAAUUGGAGAUUUGAUCUGUCAGCUCGUGAUUGAUCAAGUGCCAUCGCUAGACAUGAAAAGGACAUUCCUAUUUACUCUGUUGGGUCUGGUGUUAGUGGGUCCAACAUUGCAUUUCUGGUAUUUGUAUUUGAGUAAAUUGGUACCAUUGCCUGGAGCCUCAGGUGCAUUCUUGCGCCUUCUACUUGAUCAGUUCCUCUUUUCUCCUAUAUUCAUUGGAGUUUUCUUAGCUACAUUGGUGACCCUAGAAGGAAGGCCAUCACAAGUCAUUCCGAAGCUUCAGCAGGAGUGGUUUUCUGCUGUUCUUGCAAAUUGGAAGUUGUGGAUACCCUUCCAAUUUCUCAACUUCCGAUUUGUCCCACAGCAAUUUCAGGUCCUUGCAGCUAAUUUUAUUGCUCUUAUAUGGAAUGUUUUUCUCUCCUUCAUAGCUCACAAAGAGAUUCUUCAAAAAUAGUGAACAUGCAGGUUACUGCAGUGAUCCCAGUUUUAUCGGCUGGAUUACUUCAAGUUUGUUUUACCCUAGCGAGAAGUUUGUUAGCAAAAAGAUUUUGGGACAAGGAAACGGUCGUGAUGCUGUUUUGAUAUUUGUUUUUGUAGUUUAUGGGCUUUUUUUUUUUUUUGGUUGUAGUUGCCAAGUGAGCAUGAGCUUGUAAGUCUGAGAGAGAGAGAGAGAGAGAGAGAGAGAGAGAGAUACCAUAAUGACUAACUGUUAAAGAGUUAGUCAGAUGGGUGGUUUCUCCAGUUUAGGCAAUGAUCUAGUCUUUAUCUAUAUUGAGUACAUACAUUAAUAUUUAAGAAACUUAUAUUAGAAUUAGUUUAGUAUUUCCUAAAA